CUAUUAAAAACGAAAGUAAAUAAAUGAUCUGUCUUGAUCUAAUCUUAGACGUCUCAGUAUCUGUAUUUUUUUUUUAAAUGAUUACUUGAAUUGGGAUGUUGAUGUCAAUGACGUUUGUUGGCACUUGCAUAAUCUAGAGUAGAUAUGGAUCUAUCUAUCUAUUAGACUCUAUAUUCUAUUGAAUUCUAGUAUUCUAUCUAGACACCAGCCAGUGACAGGAUGUCUGGAAUUUAACAGAUAAGAUACAGAUGAAGUCUUCAGCUAAAAUUUAUCCCUAAUAACAGACACUGCUACUCUAAACAUAAACCUUUGGUCAAUCAAAGCACUAUCAUGUCGGUAAAUAAAGUAUUCUCUGAACUUUUCUAUGUGGUGACAUUCUUCCAUUUGGCAACAUUGGCUGGGGCCCAGAGGAAGCCUAACAUAGUAUUUGUAGUUGCUGAUGACUAUGGCUUCCAUGACAUAGGCUACCAUGGAUCAGAGAUAUUCACUCCACAUUUAGACAAGCUAGCAGCUCAAGGAGUCAAAUUAGAAAACUACUAUGUCCAGCCUAUUUGUUCCCCAACAAGAAGCCAAUUAUUGACUGGUCGCUAUCAGAUUCACACAGGUCUCCAACAUAACAUAAUCUGGCCAUCUCAGCCCUAUGGCAUGCCCCUUGAAUUUCCAACUAUAGCAAACUUUCUGAAAGAGAAUGGCUACACAACUCAUGCGGUUGGCAAAUGGCACUUGGGACUGUACAAAAAGGAAUACACACCAUUGAAUAGAGGAUUUGAUACUUUUUAUGGUUACUGGGAAGGUGGUGAAGAUUAUUACACAUAUUAUAAUUGUGACACUUGGCACAACAAAAGUAUUGAUAUUGAAUCAGGCAUCACUAAAUCCUACUCAGAGAAGGACAUUCAAUCUCAUCAAAACUCUGACAAGACUCAAUGGUGUGGCUAUGAUCUCAGAGACAUGGACAAGCCAGUCACUAAUAUGAAUGGCUCAUACUCUACCUAUGUCUACACAAGCAAAUCUAUUGACAUCAUAAAUAAAGCCAACCCAGAAAAGCCAUUUUUUCUCUAUUUGGCUUACCAAGCAGUUCACUCACCAAUGGAAGUUCCAGAUAUAUACUUAGAGCCUUACAAACAUAUUCAAGACAAGAACAGAAGAAUUUACGCAGGCAUGACCAGCUGUAUGGAUGAAGGUGUAGCCAAUGUCACUAAUGCUCUGAAGGCUAAAGGAUUAUGGGAUAAUACUAUUUUUAUUUUCACAACUGAUAAUGGAGGCGAGGUACUUGCUGGAGGCAAUAACUGGCCAUUGAGAGGAUACAAACACACACUGUGGGAAGGAGGAGUCCGUGGCAUUAGUUUUGUGACCAGCCCACUGAUCCAACAGAAAGGUGUUAUCAGUGAAGAGCUGAUGCAUGUCUCGGAUUGGUUCCCUACCAUUGCUGACAUAAUUGGAGUCCAUAUGAACAGCAGUCUGAAACUUGAUGGCACAAAUCAGUGGCCUAUGAUCAGCAAAGGUGAGACAAGUAAAAGAAAAGAAAUUCUUCAUAACAUUGAUAUACUGACACCUUUGAAUGGAGACAGAAUGUACAAUGACACCUUUGAUACAAGAAUAAGGGCAGCCAUACGAAUGGGGAAUUACAAGCUGAUUACUGGUAUGCCAGGUGAUGGUAACUGGUAUCCCCCACCACAUGAUUCCCACUUGAAGAACCAUAAGUUCAACUCUACAGAAGCCAGUAACAAGAACAUCUGGCUGUUCAAUGUGAAAGUUGAUCCAUGUGAAGUGAUUGACCUCUCAGGUGUUUUAUUAGACCAGGUCAGGCUGAUGCUGGACAGACUUCUGUAUUACAAUGCCACUGCAGUCUCACCUCUGUAUCCAGAGUCAGACCCAAAUUGUGAUCCUACGCUACAUGGGGGCUACUGGGGGCCUUGGCAAUGAAAUGUCAUCAAUGAAGAAUGAGUUGAAAUGUUGUUUAUUAACAUUCCAGAUAUAAGAUGCUAAUUUUAUGUUAAAUUAAUUUUGCUUCUACUAUUUCAUAAUGAAAGAUUCUUGAAACAGAAAUUUUGGAAUAUCUUUUUUGUCAUCCAAGUUUUUCUAAUUAUACAUUUGUUUUAUAUUGUUAUUGUUUUUGGUAACCCCCUAGUUAUUGUUCAUCCUAGGAGUGACAUAAUGCUAAAUGCAAUUUUUCUCUUUCUGUGAUUUCAUAACAUUAAAGAAAUGGGAAACUAUUUACAGUGUAAUCUGCUUAAUCGAAGUGAUCUGAACAGGAGCCACCAUAGUUCAAUUAACUAUAUAAAAAUAAUAUUCUACAAAACUACUUCACUUUGAGUCAUCAAACAUGAGCUUGGGGUAGAUCCUUUUUAUAUAUUUUACUUUUUUUUUUUUCCUGUAUUUGUCUCAAUAGCUUUCCAGGGCAUUUUAUUUUCAAUGUAAAUAUAUAUGUAUUUUUCCUUCAAAGACUUUGGUAGAAAUUGAUGAUGCCAUUCUAUUAAGACAAUAGUGAUAUAGCAUGUGAUUAUUAUUACAAACAGUACAUAUUGUCUAAUCUGGGCAUGGCUGUAAGAGGAAGGAUGGGAGAGGGUUGGCCAGUCUUUUGUUUUGUUUCUGCUAGAAAUAGAAAACAGCAGGUUAGAGGAUAGGUGAACACCACAAACCUGUUAAGCUUGCAUGCAUGAGUGAAAAAGGCAUCCAGCUCAUAAAAAAUAUUUUCAGUUUGAUUUGAAAUUAUCCAGGACCAACAAAUAGAUUUUUUCUCUAAGGACUAAGAAUGAAAUGAAACUUAACUUGGCUGAUAUUUCAUUUAUGCAAGUUCAAAUUAUCUGGAUUCCACUGUAUAUAUACAUUAUAAAAUUAGAGUGUAGCAAAUCACCUUCACCGGAAAUGCUAAAGUAUCAAAUAUUCUAUUUCAGCAAUGCUUAGCAUUAUUGCCUCAAUCAGUAUUUAUACAAUUAUUGAUAACAUGUUCAUUUUUUUUUUUAAAUGUUGUCACACUGUGCCAAUACACAUAAUUUGUACAUAGACAAGAAGAAUUUGUUUCUCAUUCGUCUUCAAUGUUAUAUUUGAAUAAAGAUUCUGCUCAAAUAGCAUGACUAAACUUG
This is a messenger RNA of Biomphalaria glabrata, 3083 nucleotides long. RefSeq names its product arylsulfatase B-like. NCBI's taxonomy places the organism in Eukaryota, Metazoa, Mollusca, Gastropoda, Planorbidae. The coding region runs from base 331 to 1923 and encodes 530 amino acids. The record is from RefSeq and is a predicted model, not a curated record. The transcript is spliced from 9 exons.